AUGUCCAAACGACAAGCUUCCGAAGCUCUCGACGAGCUCCAGGACGUCGCAUCGCCCGCCUCCAAGCGCUCUCGAAUGGGCGACUUCGACUCGCCUCUCGCAAACAGCCACGACGAUGCGCAGAGCCUCGACCAGGACGCAGACGCAGAUGCGCGAAAACAAGAGCGCACGGAAGAUGCACGAAGGGAUGACGACGAUGACGACGACGACGAAGAUCUCGACAACGAGCCCAUGGCGGCGCCCGUCCGACAAUCAGGCCCGGCGGACGGAUACGACGACCUCUACCUCGACACCAUAGACCGCAACGUGCUCGACUUUGACUUUGAAAAGCUCUGCUCCGUCUCCCUCUCCAACAUCAACGUCUACGCAUGCCUCGUCUGCGGCAAGUACUACCAGGGCCGGGGCGUCAAGUCGCACGCCUACUUCCACUCCCUGGACGAGGACCACCACGUCUUCAUCAACCUCGAGACGCAAAAGGUCUACGUCCUGCCCGAGGGCUACGAGGUCAAGAGCAAGUCGCUCGACGACAUCAAGUACGUCUCGGACCCGCGGUACACCAAGGAAGAAGUCAUCCAGCUGGACCGCCGGCGGCCCAGCGACGCCGUCAUCAGCUGGACCCUCGACGGCAAGCCCUACACGCCGGGCUUCGUCGGCAUGAACAACAUCAAGGACAACGACUACCUCAACGUGGUCGUGCAGGCGCUGUCGCACGUCUCGCCGCUGCGCAACUACUUUUUGCUCGAGGACUUCUCCAACAAGUCGGAGCUCGUCAAGCGCUGCAGCAUCCUCUUCCGCAAGAUCUGGAACCCGCGCGCCUUCAAGGCGCACGUCUCGCCGCACGAGCUCCUCCAGGAGGUCGCCCUCCAGUCCAACAAGCGCUUCACCCUCACGCGCCAGUCCGACCCCCUCCAAGGACCGCAGUUUCCACUGUUACCAGCCCAACGCGAGCCGCUGCUUGAACAAGACGCUCUUCGCGAACUGUACCUCGUACUCCUUCCCGCCGUCGCCCACGUCGUCCGCCAUCGCGAACGCGACGCGCACCACGAGGACGCGCGCGAACGGCAGCAUGAACGACUCCUACCACGAGUCCCCGUGGACGCCCUACUACAAGGAGAGGUCGAGCAGGACCUUCUCCCCGCGGCUCCCCACGAGGCGGUCCGCAAGAGGGACGACGUCGCGGACAGCGGCGAGGAGAAGAAGACGUGGAAGGUCCAGCUCAAGAACAAGGCCACCGACGAGUGGGUCGUCUGCCAGGACCUGUUUGUCGACAAGGUGCAGAGCGAGCUGCUCUACCUCGGCGAGACGUAUCUGCAGAUCUGGGAGAGGAGAAGAGUGCCCGGCAGCAGCAAAGCUGGCAAGGGAAAGGGGGCAGCAUAG
This is a messenger RNA of Trichoderma citrinoviride, 1377 nucleotides long. RefSeq lists its product as hypothetical. The transcript is spliced from 2 exons. Lineage: Eukaryota; Fungi; Ascomycota; Sordariomycetes; Hypocreales; Hypocreaceae. Gene Ontology annotation, biological process: protein deubiquitination. The coding region runs from base 1 to 1377 and encodes 458 amino acids. The record is from RefSeq and is a predicted model, not a curated record. Gene Ontology annotation, molecular function: zinc ion binding; cysteine-type deubiquitinase activity.